AUGGAUCUUACGGAUGACAUUGAGAAGACUCAAAUACACUCUGCUUCGGCCACUGAGCUCGCGUCUGGUGAAAAGAGCUCGGUCAGGAGCCCUUUUUGGCUGAAAGUCAAACAUGACUUAUUCGAAGUCCGUGGGAUCCAGCCAGUUCCUGAGGACGAGCGCAACGAUACACGUUAUAUAAAUGUCUUUACCUUAUGGCUGAGCAUGUCGCUAAGUGUGCUUCCACUUCCAUUUGGAAUCCUCGGCACAGCGACAUAUGGCUUGAGUCUCCGGGACGCGUCGCUGGUUAUCAUCUUCUUCAGUCUGUUGACUGCUAUUCCCGUCUCGUACUUCUCAACCUUGGGUCCGAAGCUGGGUCUUCGCCAGAUGAUUAUAUCGAGAUACUCAUGGGGACGAUAUCUUGUCUCGGUACCUGUUGUGCUUAAUCUUGCCACUUUGAUUGGUUUCUGUAUCAUCACCGACGUCCUUGGGGGUGGCAUCUUGUCCGCAGCUUCCGAUGACAGCUCUAUGAGCUGGAACGUAGGAAUCGUCAUUGUCGGCUUAUUGUCCCUUGUCAUCUCCGUCUUUGGCUACAGAGUCCUACACUACUACGAGCGUUUUGCGUGGAUUGCUGCUUUGAUCUGUCUCAUCAUUACUGCUGGUAUUGGAGGGAAACACAUGAGCAUACAGACUGAUGUCCCUCCUGCAUCGGCGCAGGCCGUGCUGUCAUUUGGAGGACUAAUUGCUGGGUAUUUCGUCCCCUGGGCUGCCUUGGGAUCAGACUUCACCGUAUACAUGAGGCCGAAUGCGCCGCCGGUUCGCAUUUUCAUGUACACGUACGCAGGUCUGUUACUGCCGAGCAUACCCAUCUUCAUCCUCGGAGCCGCAAUUGGCGGCGCCGCGCCUAACAAUAGCACUUGGGCUGCAGCACAAGAAACCGGAUCUAUUGGACUCAUACUAGCUGCAAUACUCGACCCCGUGGGACGGUUUGGAAAGUUCCUAUUAGUAGUCCUGGCUUUCAGUAUCAUCGCAAAUCUCGCUGGGACCAUGUACGCGAUCGCACUAAACUUCCAGGCUUCCGUGCCGUGGCUCGCUCGGAUUCCUCGAUUCUAUUUCAAUAUUGUGACCACGAUAUUGAUGAUCCCACUAUCGGUAGAGGCUGCAAAGAAGUUCUUCGUUAAUGUUGAAAACUUUGUUGGCGUCAUUGGAUUUUGGUCGUCGUCGUGGACUGCGACUGUGCUAUGCGAGCACCUGUUGUUUCGCCAAUCGAGACCAGAGAACUAUCCACAAGCAAGUUGGAAUGUUGCGAGUAAGCUACCGUUGGGUCUUGCUGCUUUGCUCUCAAGCGCAUUGUCCUUCGCUUUGAUCAUACCAGGCAUGUCACAAGUAUGGUUCGAAGGUCCCAUCGGUAAAAAGACUGGUGACAUCGGCUUCGAACUCGCUUUCGUCGUAAGCUUUGUACUCUAUGCCCCUUUCAGAUAUAUGGAGCGGCGUUUCGGGCGAUGA
This is a messenger RNA of Pseudovirgaria hyperparasitica, 1485 nucleotides long. RefSeq lists its product as uncharacterized. Gene Ontology annotation, molecular function: transmembrane transporter activity. The record is from RefSeq and is a predicted model, not a curated record. Gene Ontology annotation, biological process: transmembrane transport. Bases 1 to 1485 code for a protein of 494 amino acids. The transcript has 4 exons. Gene Ontology annotation, cellular component: plasma membrane. Lineage: Eukaryota; Fungi; Ascomycota; Dothideomycetes; Acrospermales; Acrospermaceae.